AUGCCAGGCCAAGACGGUGACGAGACGUUCUUCACGCCAAGCCGAACCCCGUCAACUUCAAGGAAACGAGAGGCCACGUCAACACAAGGGAAGCAAUUGGAAGACAUUCGACAAGAAAUCUCGGAAGCCAGUCAACUUAUCAAGGAGCACGCGAAGAGGAUGGAGAACAUCGCCAAAAGUCCGAAUCUCUCAUCAAGCGUCAUCAUUUGCGAGGAUUUUACAACGCCAAAGAAAACGGCUGCAACCGAGAUGGAAGCCGCAUUAAUGAAAUCCGAACGCCGUUAUCGUCAUGCUCUCCAAGAAGUUGUCUUCGAACAAGGAAAACUGCAGACUCUUUCAAGAGAAUUGGAUGUGAAAAACAUUCGAAUUGAGCAACUUUGUGAGGAAAUUCGCGUCAAGGAUGAACUCGCUCAAACGCAAAAAUUGAGAGAAAACGAUCUUUUGGACAAGAUCACGAAGUUGAAGCACGACCUAACGGAAGCCGAUGUAACAAAGCGUGGUUUGAACGCGCAAUUGAGAGGGAACACGGAACAAAUCGCCUUGCUACGAUCAAACGUCGACUAUUUAGAGAAACAAAUGUCACACUACAAGCUUCAAUUGGAGUCGGCGCUGAGCGAGGAGAAGCAACGGCAAGCCGAGGUGCGACAAUGCGAGGGAAUCAUCGCAAAACGGGAUACCGAAUUGGCGGUACGCAGAAGCGUUUCAUUCACUGGGAAAAACCUUGGACAAAUGCUCGACGAACAUCUCAGCUCUCGACUAACUGCCAUCUUCAACUUCCAUUCGAAUCAUGAGCAAGUCGAUCUCAUCAAAUACGGAACGGUGACAGCUACGAACGAGUUCCUCAACAAGCAAGUGGCCGAAUUAAAACAACGCGAAGAGGAACUGAUGAAGGACUUGGACAUUGUUCGUGAGGCAGCUACUCAAUCAAAGAAGGAUUUGGAGGAAUUGCAGGAGAAAUUGAGCACGAUGGAAGGGGACACCGAAAGAACGCAUCAAUUCCUUAUCUCUGAAAAUGAAAAGACAAAGCUUGAAAAGGCUCAAAUCCGGUGUGAUCUUUUGGCAAGUCGCCGAGAAAUCGGAAAGCUUCAGGAUCAAGUCAAAUUGUUUGAAGCCAUGAACAAGGAACAAGAAGAAGUGGAAGUGAACGACGAGAGAUUGCGACAACUUGUCUCCGAGAGAGAAACGUUCAAGAUUAAAGAGGAACUUGCAAAUCAACGAGCCAAUGAUCUACAAAAACGAAUUGACGAAUUGGGAGCGAAAUUGCAUGCAGGAGAUGAACAAUCUACUUCAAUCCUCCGCUUGGAAUCCGAAAGUGAAGCAUUGCGCAAAGCGCUGAAGACGGAGGAAACAAAGAACAACAUUUUGGUGAAAGGAUUGGCUGAGUUAGAUGAUCAAAUCGAAAUCGUUUUGAAGCAAAAGAAAGCAAUGGAACAACGUUUGAUUGCAGCCAAAGCACAAAUUGUUGACCUCAACACAAAUUUGCGUGACAAAGAAGUGGAUUUGGAGAAGCAACGAGGGAUUGAAACUGAGAUUGCCUCACUGAGGGUUGAAAAUGAACGACUAGUCGAGAAGAUCAACUAUUUACAAGAAGAAAUCCGUGAAACUCACUUUGACUACCGAGAAGAGUUGGCUCGUUUGGCACGGCAGUGUAGUGAACAAAGUGCUGCCUCUUCGGCCAACAGCUCCCAGGCACUUGACCAAAAGAUUUGCGACUUGGAGAAACAACAGCGCCAAGCCGAAACCCAAGCCAAAGCAUCCAACCGACAAAUCGAAGAAUUGAAGCAAGAAGUGAAACGGCUCUCUGAACAACUCUUCGAUAAGAAUCAACGAGAAAGGGAGACGAAUGAAGAGAAUAUCCGGCUUCGCCGUGGACUCACUGAAGCGAUUGAUAAAGCAGAAAAAUACAAGAAUGAGGCCACGAAAAUCUCCGAGCAUUUUGUUGAAGCGACGAAUGAGAUUGAUUUUAUGCGAUCAAAAAUGGGCCAACUUGAAACGGAAGUUCGUGAUCUUGAUGACGUGGUGAAAGAAAAAGAGAAACUGGUGAACCACUUGCAGCGUCACACAAAUGCGCAAAAGAUGCCAAAGAUGAAAAGCAAGACCACACUACUUCAUCACCCGUCCGAUAGCUCGAUUGAACAAAUUGAUUGUGAAAUGACUGAGGUGAUUGAGCUGGAGAAUAUGCGUAAACGAUUGCGAGAGCAGCUAGAUCAGAAGAAACAAGAGCUCUUUGUCCGGAAAGUAUCGACGGAUGAUGAGCAGGAGAAUGGAGAUGAAGAACCACAAAGGAGAGAAAUGGCUUCACGACAACCUUUGGCACAAAUGAACAGCGCUCCGCAUAUUGGAAACACCUUUGAGAAGCCGGCACUGCCAAAGAGUGUGACGAUGGGCAAAAUGCGGCAUGACAUUCCACACAAAUGGCGGCAACAAACUGGCUUCGCGGUUCGACAAAUGAAAUGUUGUAUGUGUUUCGAAGGAAUUCCAAGGAUUGGCCAUGCUAUGCGUUGUUUGGAAUGCGGUGUGAUUGUUCAUCGACGAUGCGUCAAUCGGGUCACAAACACUUGUGGAUUUCCGGCACAGUAUGCUACUUUCUACCAUGAGCAACAAAACAAGGUCCAAUACAAAGAGUCUACAUCAAGCCAGCCAGCAAUCAUGAAUGGACGAGUAAGAGUUUACAGUAGCCGAGAUCCACAAUGGCGUAGCGCAUUUGCGAUGCUGGAACAAUGCCGAUUGAUGCUCUUCGACGAUGAAGGAUUGGUUGAGAAUUUGGAAAAAGCUUUCUUGAAGAUGGAUCUGCAACAAGAACAAUGGACGGUGAAAUUCAUAAAUGGAGAGAAGGGCGAGUUCGAGAAUUGCAUCUUGAUCCGGUCACACGGGGAAAGCUUGUACAUGUUGUGCCCGACCGACAAUUCUACAUCAAGAUGGAUGACGGCUUUUCAAAGUGCUCUACGGAAGCGUCAUUUCAUGACCCGGACUCCAUCGCAAUUCUCCUCGUCAACUCUCCUUUUGGCAUUGGACACACCGACAAAUCUCAGCAUCAAUGUGACCACGAUUUUUGAAGAUUGGCUACUGAUCGGUGCUCAAGAGGGUCUCUUCGCAACUGCUCUCGCCGACCCCAGGAUGCCAUUCAUGGUCACCUGUUCGGGGGCGGUUUCAGGGUUACUAUUCAUGAAAGACGUGGACAUUGUGGCGUGCAUCUCGGGAAAAAAUCGUCAACUUGGUCUUUUUGCCGGUGCUCAAAUGAGAAUUCAACUUGGGUCACGUCAACCAUCACUUCGCCAACAAGAAAUCCCUGGAAUCGAGUACGUGCAUAUGAUUGAAUAUCACGAAGAAGGACAACAAAAGUAUCUCCUUUCUGCCGACACACAAGAAAUCCACAUUCUUCAGUACAAACGGGACUUCUUUGUCGCACAUAUGACAAUUCCAACGCAAGAACCAGUGACUUGUCUUCUCUCGGCGCAUGGUGGAAUCUACUUUGGAGCUGAUUGCUUUUAUCACGCUCACUCGUUGUACUCAGGAAAGCCUCAGGUGCGCACUUUGACGGCUGAACAUGUGGCCGAUUAUCCUCUAGCUGUUCUUGAAACUGGAGAUGAUGAAGUCCUGCUGGCAUAUCAAAAUUAUGGCAUCUUUGUGAACAGUCGCGGUGAGAAAGAGCGCAAGUCGAUUAUCGAAUGGGAGUUAACACCAAUGGAAUUCGCCUACACCGCUCCAUAUCUCUACGUGAUACACUGCGACUCACUGGAGAUCAUGCAAGUCUUCGAGAAUGAUGGAGUCGAUUCAAAAACAAUCUCCCCGGAACGCGAUAUCUACGAUGCAAAGCAAGCUCAUGUAGUCGGAAGAGGACCAAAUGGAGAGGUGUUCAUCUCGUUGUCAAACAAUGAAAGAAUCGAGUUGCACUCAUUUUUCCCGAUCAACGGGAAGCGAGGAAAUCAAAAGAAGCGUGCCCUCACCAAUGUUUUCGCCACAUGGGAAAAGAAAAGCCGCAUCGGACAU
Messenger RNA from Mesorhabditis belari, 3990 nucleotides. The record is from the annotation of a GenBank genome assembly. NCBI's taxonomy places the organism in Eukaryota, Metazoa, Nematoda, Chromadorea, Rhabditida, Rhabditidae.